UCCCUAUUGUUUUGCAAUACGAACUAGUUCCUGGAAUAUCAAAGGCGAUAGUUUGUUUGGAAUACCAGGCUACGUAGUAAAAACAUGCAGAUACUGUACAUAGUGAUAACGUCCUACACUUUGGUUAUAUGAUUUCUUGUUUCUUCGACGAGAAACACAUAUUUUUGCCACUAGACGUACAAAUCCGCUCAUCGAACAUCUCGUUCGACACGACUGUCCACAGCGACACAAUUUUCCCGCCUCUUCCCCAGUCUUCGACUCUCUAACAGCCAGCGUCGAGAGGACUGAACAGUAGCUACCAGUUCUCCUCAAGCCGAGAAAUAAAAAUGGCGGCCCAAAGCUUGCAUGUGCUCGCUUUAUACUCUUCGUUGUUUUUCGUCGUUGAGAGGUCCAAAGUUGGGGAAUAAUUUAAUAUUUAAGUGUUCCUUGAUCAUUCAUGCCGGCCAUCAACACUGAAAACCUAACUUUAUUAGCUUACAUGGUUCUUUUCUGAGGAGAACAUGGAAAUGAAGCGAUUAUUUAUUGGUGGGUUAUACAGUAAUAUCAAAGAAGUGGAUUUAAGGGAUCGUUUCAAGACUUUUGGAACUGUAUCAUCAGUUGAGAUUAUAAGAAGAACAGAUGAAAAAGGUUGCCCUAUUAAGACAUUUGCCUACAUUGACAUGCUGCAGACAGAAAUUGACUUCAGAAGGUGUGUUUCAUUGCUGACUAACUCAAAGUGGAAAGGUUGUUGUUUGAAGAUUCAAGCUGCCAAAGAAAGUUUUGUUACAAGGCUAGAAAGGGAGAGACAACAAAAAGAUCAAACCAAUAUUUUACCAUCACUGAAAAAUGGCACCAAAGACGACACAGAAAUUGUUGGGAAAGUAUAUCAUGAAUGGGAAACACAGAAGCAAAAUGCAAUUCCUGAAACACUUCCAAAGGCUGUCCCAGGUACCCCCCUUCCAGGAAAGAAAAACUGGGUUGUUGGUAAAUUUGGACGUGUGUUACCAGUUGUGUACUUGAGGCGUAGAGACAGGAAGAAGAUAGCCAAGUUUGAUCCCAGUAAGACAACACACUGCUUGAAAAAAAUUAAACCUGAGGAUCUGAACACUACUGUAUCUGAAUUGACAUGGCACUUGGAAUCAGAAAAGGAGAUACCAAGUGGAACUCCAGGAAAGUUAAUGCAACUGAAAGGGAAGAAACAGCAGAAAUCGAAGUCAAAGGAUGUCGAUUCUACCAAGGCGGAUUUUGAUGUUGGUAAUGGUUUAGAAAGGUAUGAAAAGAAAGCGAGUGCUGAAACACUGAAGGGUAACUUUGUACCAUCCCCAUCUGCUUCUCAUACAAAAAAGCUGUCAGCUUAUGGUAGUGGUGAUUUGGAGUCUGAUUCCAGUGCGUCACAUUCAGAAUCAGAUACAGAUCAUUAUCAUCGCUCUGCAGAGCUUAAGGGAUAUACAUUGAGCAACACAGAGAGACAUGGCUCGAAUACAUUUGAUAGUUCAACUUCCAGUAUGUCACCCUCUCGUGAUGCCCUUUCAGUUUCUACACCUUCAAAAAUGAACAUUGUUCCAGUAGAAAAGAAGAAGACAGAUGUGCUUUCAUGUAAAAGUGAAGUAAAAAGUGCUUCGUGCACAAAAAUUCAGAAUGAGAAUAAUGAUAUCAGUGGCAGUUUGGUAUCACCUAACAUUGGUAGAGUACAGCUUGAGAAUGAUAAGAAUUUGUCAGAUGAAAACAGCUCAAUAACAAGUGACAGGAAUUCUUCAGACGGUUCUGUUGAAACAUCAGAUAUGGAAUCGAGUGGAAGUGAAAUUGUAAUCAAAAGUAGUAGAGAUCAGCUAUCUCCAGAGAUUGCUUCGAAGUUAGUUGGCGAAGUUAGCCCUUUGGACAAUUCCGACAGACUCCUGAUACGAUCUCCGAAAACAAAAGAUGAAUCAAAGGUCACAGAUAGUCCACAUAAACAGAAGCAUUCAAACGAGAAACGACUAGAUGCCUUAAAAGACAAAAAGAAGACUUUGCUUGCUCAGAGAAAUUUAAUCAAGGAUGCCUUAAAGGAUCUGGACCCUGGGACACAAAGCCAUGAUGGAAAGAAGCAUAUUGUGUUUUUUGAUAAUGAUGAUGAUGCAAGCGGUGAUAAAGUAAUGGAGAAAGCUGCUUAUUCUAUUGGAGACAAGAUUUCAGGUUCCAAAGCCAGUUCGUGGCUAGGAUUGGAAAGUGACAGUGAUGAAAGCCAUGAGCAGGAAGGUGAUGACGGCCAUGACAAAUCUAGUCAUCUUGUCACAGUGAAAUCGCAUUUUGAAGGAAAAGCUGGAGAAGAGCUUUUCAAAUUGCAAAGGACGUUUGGAGGGGAUAGACGCUUUGAGCUUGACUCGCGUUUCUUAGAAAGUGAAGACGAAGAAGUCAGCAAUAGUAGAGACAAAGAUGAAGAAGCUGCCUACUCUGAUGCAAAACAUUUAUUGUCAGAAAGGAAUUCAGAGACUAUCUCCUCACAAAACGAUGAUGAGAUUAGCAGGAGUCUUGCCGAAGAAAAGGCGGUUGCCAUGAAAGUUCUCAGCAAUAUUUUUGGUGGGAAUUUCAGGGCUGAUCACAGCAGUCGAGAAAGUCAGGAAAAGAACCCGGAAUUCAGUUUAGUCCAUUACGAUCCGGCUCGAGAGGACCACAAGCAAUUUGAACAGACCGCGUCAGAGGAAACAGAGCAGGAACCAGACCCUGCAUUUGUUGAUGAAAAGCAACCAGAGGACCCUGUAUUACCCGACGUUUCCCAAGACAAGUAUUACGAUGCUAACACGUCUUCGUUGGCGGAGCUCUUUGGAAACAAGAAACAGGGUACAACUUUCACGUUCCUUUCCCAAGAGCCAGAGGACGAUGCAGAUUCCACUCGUGACGAACACAGUCAAGUUGGAGCAGUUGAGCAGAUUAAGACAAAUCAUUGGCAGUCUGCAACUAAACUUCCAUAUGACAGUAGUGACGAUAACGACGAUGACGAUGGUGAUGAUGUGGACUUUGGGGGUACUGGUCGUCAGUCUGGUAAAGCCACGUCACAACUUGACGAAUUGUUCUUCUUUCAUCCAGAUGACCCUGAACUGGCAAAUCGUAUCAAUGAUCAAGAAUCGCAGUUUAUGAGAACAGGGAGCGAAGAGGAAGUCAGCGAAUACUGGGUGAAGGUGAGAUCUGAUCUCACGCAGGACUACAAGAGAAAACGAAAAGAUGCGGUGCGGCGACAGAACAAAUUGGCUGCUAAGAGGACAAGACAUAGAUGACAGCAGUUCUUGUUAGCGCUCACUUUGACAGGUGGUUCAACUGUACAUCGUACUAAUACAUGUAAUACUCCGGCGCUGUUCUAUUUGAAGUGCAUCCAUGCAGAUAUUGACGUGGAGAGCAACAACCGAGAAUUUACUCUUUAUUAGCAAGGUAACUUGUAUUGAUCGUUUUUUUUUUUUUUUUCCCACAAUUAUCAAGAAACGGUAAAGAAGGUACACCUUGAUCAGAAGAAUAGAGCAACUGAUAACCAAAAGGAAGUUGUGUUACUGGGUAUCCAAAUUGUACCGACUACACAUGUAACCUUGCUAAAAUAAAACUGGGUAGAAAAGAAAAUUACAUGCUUGGUUGUUAACUGAGUCGUUCCUUAACUUAUGUUCAACUAACCUUGAUAUGUAGGAUGUUCCACCUUUCACCUUCUGAAUUGUGUACACUUCCCAUAUCUUUUAGUGAAUUUACGAUUAGUAUUUUCGUUUGUUCGUUUGUUCGUUCGUUCGGUCGGUCGGUCGACUGCUCGUUUGUUCCAAUCGUUCGUUCGCUCGCUCGUUCGUUCGUUCGUACACUCGCCAAGUCACUCGUUUGCUUGUCAGCCUGCGAACAAGCUCCCGGUGAGCCCGUCCCGCCCCGAUCGCUUCGUUCUCGAAAUUAUUCUGUUUCACGCUCGGCAAAUGUUUUUUUUUUCCGUCCUCGCCGGGAGCCUAUUCGCAGGCCAUUUGCUUGUUCGCUCAUUGUUCCGCGAUCACUUCGAUCAUUCAGAGUUUAACAACGAGGUGUUAAUCAGGGAAAUGAAAAUCCAUCUUACGCUCUUACUGCUCGAUUAGCCAUAUGGAGUCCAUUCCAAGAAGGACAGUUCCUCCUGACUGAACACGUAUAAGGCCUCAGUGCUAAGAGGUUUAAAACACCAAGCUAACCUGUUCCCGGCGUUUGGUUGGUGCGGCGCGAAGGAGUGGAAAAAGGCGAGGGGUUUAGCAGAUCCCCUCUUCUCGCGCUAGCCUCGUUGCCCUUUUGCUCGCCCUCACAAACCAAGAGCCUGGAACAGGCUAACACUAAUCAUGUUACCCGACCUUUAUCCCCUAAAUAUUCCAGCCUGUGCUAACAAAAAAAUUAAGGAACAAGCAGCAGAUCAAUGGCCGAGGAAAAACUUUAAAUUUGUAAUAACAAAACCUCUUUUAUUUCACACUGCUCUCUACAUUACUGGCAAAUUAAUAUGUUACAGAAGAUGUAAACGCUAUCCAUUUCUCAUGUGAAAAUCCCGCGGUAAAAUGCUUACUCGCCAGUGGACGGGAGCAGCAGCAUAAUGACCACUUUGAAAUUGGGGGUUUUCGAUGAUAAGCUAAAAAUGUCUGGCACUACUUACACAGGGGACCCUAGCAACCAACUAAAGGGAUAAUAACAUAGAUCAACGCAUUCUUUCUUCGUAGCGACCAUAUUUAAUUUUAAAUACGCGGUAAUCUGGUAGGAGGUCUGGAACUGAUAAGUGUUCGUUAACUUGUUGUGCGAUCGGAAUUUCCGAAUUCUUUAGGCCGUUCAAGCGCCCGUUAAUUUUCUGGCUCCACACCUCGGCAU
Orbicella faveolata is the source of this 4794-nucleotide messenger RNA. RefSeq lists its product as uncharacterized. The record is from RefSeq and is a predicted model, not a curated record. Gene Ontology annotation, molecular function: DNA-binding transcription factor activity; RNA binding. Gene Ontology annotation, biological process: regulation of DNA-templated transcription. NCBI's taxonomy places the organism in Eukaryota, Metazoa, Cnidaria, Anthozoa, Scleractinia, Merulinidae.